AUGUCCGUGAACGAGGUGUACGUGUUCCGCCCCUUCAAGCUGAUCGCGCUGCUCUGCGUCUUCCUCGCGCUCUGCCUGGACCUGGUGGCUCUGCUGAGUCCAGCCUGGGUCACCGCAGACCACUUCUCCCAGUCCCUGUGGGAGUCCUGCUCCCAGUCCGGGGCUCGGAGCCCCGCGGAGGAGGAGGAGGCUCCGUGGAGCUGCUUCUCCUCCCUCACGUCUGAUUGGCAGAUCGCCACCCUGGUGCUGCUGGGGGCCGGCGCGGUGGCGACUCUAGUGGCGUUUUUGGUGGCCCUGGUUUCCUUGUGCUGGGGGACGCAGAGACAACAGUACCGCGUUGUAGCGGUGUUCCUCUUCACUGCAGUGGUUCUGCAGGCCUGCGCUCUGGUCCUCUACCCCAUCAAGUUCAUCGACGGAACCAUUCGAGAGACCUAUCACGAGUUCAACUGGGGCUACGGGCUCGGCUGGGGGGCCACCAUCUUCAUGCUGGGCGGAGGGAUCCUCUUCUGCCUGCGGACGGAUUUUUACGAAGAUGCUUUGUACUGAUCAGCUGCUGCAGAUAAACAUGGAGACAUUUCUUCACUGUGCACAGGAGACAGGCCUCCUGUUUUGUCCCCUCUUGUCUUGAUCUCUGUUAUUUUUAGACUGGUUGUGAAGGCCUCAUUUAUGGUUAGGGCGGUGUGGGCAAAAUGCCCCCCCUCGCUCAGUCCAGCUAGGGUGUUGGGGGUAGCGACACCAAAGAGAGUUUUCUGGACAGGCUCGAGGCACCACUGCUGGACGUUUCCACUGACCUGGAUGUCUAUUGUUAAACAGAAACAACACAAACCUGAAUGAGUUGUGGCUCAUUAUUAUGAAACAGAACCGACUCGUGCCUAGAUUUU
Nematolebias whitei (Rio pearlfish) is the source of this 881-nucleotide messenger RNA. Its product is annotated as transmembrane protein 47-like. The record is from RefSeq and is a predicted model, not a curated record. Gene Ontology annotation, cellular component: cell-cell junction. Gene Ontology annotation, biological process: cell-cell adhesion. The coding region runs from base 1 to 546 and encodes 181 amino acids. The transcript is spliced from 3 exons. NCBI's taxonomy places the organism in Eukaryota, Metazoa, Chordata, Actinopteri, Cyprinodontiformes, Rivulidae.